AAGUGAGCAGCGAAGCCAACCGGACCUACUUUCGUACGCGCGUACCUUCGGCCAGGCCGAUCGACAGUGAGUCACUGCGAAAAGAAAAGUGUUUUUUUUUCUUCUCGAUCGCGACCAACUGGAAUGGCUUGUUGUAUAACGUUGACGCCCGUAACAAGUGUUGUUUGUGUCGCUGCUGUUGCGUUUUGAUAUGCUCGACAAUUCACCGGAAGUUUAGAAUGGCAUCCGUUCGGGGAAUAGUGGCUGUUUUUGGCCUCGUAGCGCUAUCGGCCCAAGUUCACGCGGUCAACCUGGUGGCGUACAUCUCGCAGCACGGACUUCACGGGGAGAUCUCGUUCGCGCAGUACUCCGAGCGGCAGGUUCAGAUAACGUCAGAUCUUGAAACGACCCUUCAAUACCCGGACCAAGCGUGGAGUUGGGGCGUGUACCAGCUGCCCGUGGACUACACGAUCGUGGACCCGGGUCAGCGGUGUGACCUGCGUGGGUUGGGUGAACAGUUGUGGUCGUUUGACGAUGAUCUGGGGUUCUUGACGUUACCUGGGAAUGAGACCACCAGUUGGGUCAACGACAUUCCGUUGACCGGGGAGAAGGGACUGUGGGGCAAAUCGUUAGUGCUGUAUGAUCCCAAUAGUAACUUUAGGAUAUGCGCUACGAUCACUACCAGGGAUGGAUCGCAGGACCACAUUGCGGAAGCGAGGUUCAACAGUCCCGUUACGGGGUCGGUGUACUUCCGGUGGUUGGCGUCGAAGGAGUCGCACCAUUCGGACACCUUGAUCUACUCGAAUUUGUUCCACAUUAGAGAGCAAUCCAGAAAGCUCAACAACCCUGACUUCACGGAGCACGUCUGGAAGAUCUACGUGACAGACAUCUUCGAGAAUGACGCAGCAAACGCGGAAGAGAACUGCAACAAACUGCAGCUCGUCUUCGAUCCUCAAGUUCGCGGUACCGGAAAGGCCAUCGGUGAUAUCGAUGUCCGACUAGGAAACCUCAAGAUCACCACCAACUCCCAACGCAACAAGUAUCCACAGCUGUUCAACGAUCAAGACCUGGUUCUCCUACCCAGCGAUCUGUACGGUCCAUCGCGCAAGCUUUACCUGGUGAUCUUCGACCCCGUCCAUCCGGAUACCUUCCUGGCGUGUGCCAAAAUCCGUAAUUUGAAGGCCAAAUCCGCGCGGGCGAUCGUAAACGGAGGUGGAAUCCGCGGUGAGAUGCGAUUCAUGCAGCGAUCGCGAUUCGAGCCAACCUGGAUUAACGCGUCGUUUGCGUCGAUCACCAACCAACCUCAGGACAACGUGAACUACGCCAAAGAUGUUGCGAGUUUCAAGAUCAACCAGCUUCCACUGCAGGCCUACGCUGCUGGAAGUGAAGGCUUCUGCCAAACUUCGGGAGACACAUUAAAUCCCACGAACGUCGAUCAGAGCAGUAUUCCACCACCUGGUUACGGAACGCAGGAUCAAUACCCGGUGGGCGAUCUUACGGGCAAGCUUACCAACCGUAACAAGCGUGAAACCCACAAAAUGUUCCUCCCAGGAACCAGCGCCGAACUGAGUGGCUUCUACUGGGAUACCUUCCUCCCGCUUCAAGGCAUGCACAGCAUUAUUUUCAGAGGGUUCAACGUGCAGCGAUUCAACCGUACCGAUCCGACCAACAUCACCCACGUACCGUGGGCUUGCGGACCGGUAAGCCUGUACGAAAUCAGCCGUCCCUAUCAGAUUCCGAUCUUCACGGCUCAGGUUCUGCUCCGGUACCCGAUCGUGGGCCGUAUCAUCUUCCGCCAGGUCAAGGACGAGUUCUGGAGCGAUACGGCGGUAAUCUUCGAGUAUCUGAUCCACGCCGACGGGGCUGCGGUGAACAACACGGCGGAGCACCGUUGGGGCAUCACGGAUGAUCCUCCCGGGAAGGACUUUUAUGACUGGCAGAAUCGUUGCGUUAGCACCGGCGGGAUCUACAACCCGCACAAGGUGUCGCUGGGAGCUUCCAACUGGGAGGAACGAUGUACGAUGAGCUCGAGCGAACUUUGUCGGCUGGGUGAUCUGUCGAAUCGCGUUGGAAGGCUGGGGAUCGCUGGUAGCAAGGAGGAUGCUGGGAGAAUCAGUCGGAAGAUGUUUGUGGACCAGAAUUUGCCCUUGGGUGGGUACGCGAGCAUUGUGGGGCGGUCGGUGGUAAUCUUUGACGAUCAUGGUCCGAAGGCGAGAGGAGAGCGGCUGGCUUGUUCGAGGAUUGGCGGGUAUCAUCGCCGGAAAGUAGUCGCUCGCGACUGGUACUCAAACGGAGAUCCCCUAACAAUCAAAGGAAAACUUGAGAUGUUGCAGCAAUCCGAGUACGACAUGACAAACGUAGAAGUGGAGUUCAGGGGGCUGAUCGCCAACAGCGGAUUCCACGUUCAUAUAGCCCCCGUUGAGGGAGAUCUGGAGUUCCCUUGUGAGGACUCUACCGUCUACGGGCACUGGAAUCCACGCGGUGUCAACCCGAAGCAGUCGCCACCUCCUGCUAUGGGCAGUACGGAUCAGUACGAGCUGGGUGACCUGAGUGGAAAGUUCGGAACGUUGGACGGUGUGUCGAUGUAUGAUAACUUCUACAACGACUCCCGGAUGCCUCUGUAUGGUUACGAGAGCAUAAUCGGACGAAGCAUUGUGGUUCACAAGAAGGAACAAGGUCGACGAUGGGCCUGUAGUACUUUAGAGCGUGGAUACAGUCCCAGUGAAGCGCGGGAGAUUCGAGCGAUUGCGUCGUUCCACCAUCCGGCAGGGUACGCGUACGGAUACAUCCGGAUGACGCAACUGAUCGGGAAUGAUGGAAGUCAGAGUGAUACGACCAUUGAGGUCAAGUUGAGGUACCCGGGAAAGCAUGAUCGUAACAAAACGCUGAAUCACAAUUGGCACAUCUGGGUGAAUCCAGUUGGAGUGGACGCCACUGUUUUGCAGGUAGAAACUCGAUGCGUUGCUGCCGGUUAUGUGUGGAAUCCGUAUUAUACCCAGCUGGCCGAUCCGUUGAAUCAAGACCUGUACCGCAAGGAGUGCGGUCCGGACAAUCCGCUUCGUUGCUACGUCGGAGACGUAUCGGCGCGCCUCGGUCCCAUCAACAUCGGCUACCGAAGACAAGUCUUCACCGAUAGCAACUUCCCCCUGGAGGGCGCCGUCAGCGCUCUCGGCCGCUCAAUCGUAAUAUUCGGCCCGGAAUUCUCCGGCUUUCGGUUCGCUUGCGCCAACAUUCAACCGGAUCACGACAUUGUCAAGUACAUCAACCUGAAGAAGCCGCCUCGCUUUGUGGUCGCUCAAUUCCUGGAGGAUGUACGCUCCGUAAUGGGUCUUCCCGAGUGGAUGUUGGCAAUCGAUUCACGUAGCACGAAAACCCUCCACAACGAUGCCUGCAUUCAGAUGAUCGUGCAUUUCAAAGGACCAAAUGCCUUUCAAAUCGAGCAGGACUUCUCCAAGCUGCUGGCCACCGGUAGACUGGAUUCACCCACCAUCGCCAUUCCAGGAUAUGUGAACCAAAAGCGCAAGAAGAUGCUGUCCUACCGAACCUGUGGAGUGCGCGAUCCGAACGAGAGCAACAGCAACAGAAGAUUCUUUUAUCGGGGAGCAGCGGAAGAUACGAAAUACUCCUCUCGACUGCUGGCGGUUCUUCCAGCGACUGUCAUACUACAUCUGUAUUAUGUAGCUUUUAGAUGUUAGUCUUAAUCGAAGUGAAUCAAACUUGUGAUACUCUGCUCAAGCUGUAAGCUUCAUCAUGCUCUGGAAGGUUCUCUGAACAGUUCUUAAUUAAUCUUAAUUAAAUGGGAAUAAAAACAAUUUGCAAAAACGUUCUCUCGUAA
Culex pipiens pallens (northern house mosquito) is the source of this 3814-nucleotide messenger RNA. RefSeq lists its product as uncharacterized. NCBI's taxonomy places the organism in Eukaryota, Metazoa, Arthropoda, Insecta, Diptera, Culicidae. The record is from RefSeq and is a predicted model, not a curated record. The coding region runs from base 219 to 3674 and encodes 1151 amino acids. Gene Ontology annotation, molecular function: metal ion binding. Gene Ontology annotation, biological process: superoxide metabolic process. The transcript is spliced from 5 exons.